CGUUGAUUCACUCCGUAUCUCGCUAAUGAGUAUUGCUUGAUAUCACUCGUCUUUUCAUAGACUAUAAGAACGGGUUUUUCCUCGCAAGAUAAAGUUGUUGAUGUUUAUGGAAUCGCACAUCGCUUUGAUAUUUCAUUCAUGUUCUGAAUUUCAAACCAGUAUAAAACAGAAUGUGUCUCGACAAUAUCAUUCUUUGCUAUACUUGCUAUACAUAGAAUCAAGUGGUUUCCAAAAAAAACUGAAGGAUAUAAAGGAUAGAAUUCUUAGUUGGUAUUGAUGAAUUAAUUUGACUAUAAUACCUACCAUAUUACAAAAAAUAUGUACAUUUGCGGCCUAUUAGUUUUCUUGGCAUGUUAUUUUACCUCAGGAGUGCUGACCCAAGACAUCCCAGUGUCACAACAAUGUUUAGGUUGCAUAUGUGAAGCUGCUUCUUCCUGCAAUAUCACAGAACAUUGUUCAGGUAAGGUAUGCGGCCCGUUCAGUAUAACAAUGGAAUACUGGACCGAUUCAGGCAAGCCAACAAUCAAUGGUGAAUCUCCCAAUUCAUCUAAAGCAUUCGCAAACUGUGCUAGUGACAAGUACUGUUCAAUUCUUUCUAUCCAGGGAUACAUGAACAAAUUCCAACAGGAUUGUGAUGAAGAUGGAGAAAUAGAUUGCGACGACUUCACUAUAAUACACCUAAAUGGUGGUUAUCAUUGUAAGGGACUACGAAUGCCUGAGCCGUAUGGAAAACUUUACAGAAAAUGCAAGAAGAGAGUUGGACUAUUCGAGCUUUGAAUUUAUUAUUUUAUUUCAUACUGUAUUGUAGAACAUACUUUCACAUACUCGAUUUUAUUCCGGUGAAUAACUCAUUAUAGUAUUUGUAGUAAUAUGACCCUGUAUCUUCAAUAGAUGAUGGAAAGUCAGUCUGAAGCAGUCGUACAGGAGACACGUCAGUCGACUAGCCGAUACAAUUUCAAGCAGAAUACGAUUCAGACAAGCCUUGUUACAUACAUAAAUAUAUGAAAUUCGAGUACAUUUAUACUUCCCCAUUCGUUGCGAUAGUGUUCACCUACUACCAAUGUGUAAUGAGAAACAUUACGACACUGAUUUCAGUUUCGUAUACUUUACCGCACUAGUGCUGUCAAGUGUUACUUUGCUGCACUGGUGCGAUAUUUUGAAGGAAUAAUUUCGAUCUCUAGUAUUUUUACUCAAAGAAAGAAGAAAUAUGAACUAAUUGAUCAUAAAUAUACCAGGUACUGAA
Messenger RNA from Phaedon cochleariae (mustard beetle), 1243 nucleotides. NCBI's taxonomy places the organism in Eukaryota, Metazoa, Arthropoda, Insecta, Coleoptera, Chrysomelidae. The record is from the annotation of a GenBank genome assembly.